AUGAAUAGGCCGGGAGAUUGGAACUGCAGAUCGUGCAACCACCUCAACUUUCAAAGGAGAGAUUCUUGCCAACGUUGCAGAGAGCCUAAACCCGGCGGCAUCAAUACCGACUUAUUUAGCGGUUUUGGUGGCCGCCCGAUAAGCAACUCUUUUGGUUUUAACACCGGGGCUGAUGUGAGGCCUGGUGAUUGGUACUGCAAUCUUGGGAAUUGCGGUACCCACAACUUUGCUAGCAGAUCUAGUUGUUUCAAGUGCGGUGCCGCUAAAGAUGAGUCUUCACGUUCCGCUGCCGUUGCAGCCACUGGUUUUAUAGACAUGAAUGACGAUCCAAGACGCAACCUUUUUGGUUUUGGUAGUAGUAGUGGUGGUGGCACCGGCCGUUCUUCUUGGAAAUCUGGAGACUGGAUUUGCUCAAGGUCAGGCUGCAAUGAACAUAACUUCGCAAGCAGGUCAGAGUGUUUCAGGUGUAACGCACCAAAGGAACCUACCACCAAUCCACCCUAUUAG
This is a messenger RNA of Arabis nemorensis, 507 nucleotides long. NCBI's taxonomy places the organism in Eukaryota, Viridiplantae, Streptophyta, Magnoliopsida, Brassicales, Brassicaceae. The record is from the annotation of a GenBank genome assembly.